This is a messenger RNA of Labeo rohita (rohu), 7163 nucleotides long. RefSeq names its product eph receptor A4b (gene epha4b). Lineage: Eukaryota; Metazoa; Chordata; Actinopteri; Cypriniformes; Cyprinidae. Gene Ontology annotation, biological process: axon guidance; cell surface receptor protein tyrosine kinase signaling pathway; protein phosphorylation. Gene Ontology annotation, molecular function: protein binding; transmembrane-ephrin receptor activity; ATP binding. The record is from RefSeq and is a predicted model, not a curated record. Gene Ontology annotation, cellular component: plasma membrane; neuron projection.
GAGGCUAGUCCCGGACCCUCCCUCUCCACUGCUCUGCUCUCCUCUCCUCACUUGAGCUCUGAUCGCGAGCCUCAGUAACUUUCUACAGCGAGAGGGAUGCAGCGCGCGUUCAGCGCAGCCUGAAAAUGGCAACCCUUUGGAUUUAUCCGUCCCUUCUUUUCUUUCUUUUCCCCUCCCUCACACCGAGUCAAGCCUUACGGAAUUACCCAGAGAAUGAAGUUACAUUGCUGGACACUAUGUCUGCUCUGGGAGACCUUGGCUGGGAGGCCUACCCAUCUGAAGGGUGGGAGGAAAUCAGUGUGAUGGAUGAGAGGAACACUCCCAUGCGCUCCUACCAGGUGUGUAAUGUGAUGGAGGCUAAUCAGAACAACUGGCUACGCACACGCCACAUCCCACGAGAUGGAGCGCAGCGCGUCUACAUCGAGAUUAAGUUCACCCUGCGUGACUGCAACAGCCUGCCUGGAGUCCCUGGCACCUGCAAAGAAACUUUCAAUAUGUACUAUUACGAGUCCAACAACGCCAAUCUGUGGUUUAUCAAAGAGAGCCAGUACAUAAAGAUCGACACUAUCGCGGCCGACGAGAGCUUCACGCAGACUGACGUGGGCGAUCGUGUUAUGAAACUGAACACAGAAGUGAGGGACAUCAGUAACUUGAGCAAGAAGGGUUUCUACCUGGCUUUCCAAGAUGUGGGAGCCUGCAUCGCUUUGGUGUCCCUCAGGGUCUUCUAUAAGAAGUGUCCUCUUGCCGUUCUGAACUUGGCCCAGUUUCCAGACACGGUGACAGGGGGAGAUUCGGCUUUGGUGGAGGUUAGGGGAUCUUGUGUGAAUGACUCGGAGGAGUUUGAGGCGCCGAGGAUGUACUGCAGUGGAGAUGGCGGAUGGCUGGUGCCCAUCGGACGCUGCGUCUGCAAGCCAGGCUUUGAGGAGAACAAGGACUACUGUCAACCCUGCAGGCCAGGCACCUACAAGGCCUCUUCCAUGGAUGCCUACUGCACCAAGUGUCCUCCUCACAGUUUCUCCCAUCAGGAGAAAGCCUCCGAGUGCUCCUGCGAGAAGGGGUUUUACAGAGCGGACAUGGACCCGCGGUCAAUGGCCUGCACUCGGCCUCCGUCUGCAGCCGAGAACCCUAUUUCCACCCUGAACGACACCUCUGUGACUUUAGAGUGGAGUCCUCCCAGAGACAGCGGCGGCCGAGGGGAUGUCACCUACAAUGUCCACUGCAGAAAGUGUGCCAACGAUGGCAAAACAUGCAGCCCCUGCAGCAACAGCGUCCAUUUCGUACCUAGACAGUUCGGUCUCUCGAUCCCUAAAGUGUUGAUCACGGACCUGCUGUCCAACACCAACUACACCUUCAGCAUAGAGGCGGUGAACGGAGUGUCCGAUCUGAGCCCGACUCCUAAACAACAAGUCACUGUCAACAUCACCACCGGUCAGACAGUGAAUGUGAUCCUGAAGGAGAGAAAGAGUAAAGACAGCAUCACGCUGGCCUGGCAGGGACCCGACAGACCAAACGGAGUCAUAGUGGAAUAUGAAGUCAUUUACUAUGAGAAGAACCAAAGAGACCAGAACUACACGGUUCUGAAGACCAAAGCCCACACAAUGACAGUGGAGGGGCUGAAGCCGGGCACCACCUAUGUUUUCAGAGUGAGGGCACGCACUGACGGAGGGUACGGCAACUACGGUGGAGAGAUAGAGCUGGAGACCAGUCAUGAGGAUAUGCUGGCCAUUGGGGACCCUAACCAGUCCACAAUCCUUGCAGUGUCCAUAGCCGGUGGCAUUGUGCUCCUUAUCUUCCUGGUGGCGUGUUUUGUAGUGAGCGGACGACAUUGUGGCUACAUUAAAGCGAAGCAAGAUCCAGAUGAAGAAAAAAUGCAGUUUCAGAACGGGAGAGUGAAACUGCCAGGCAGCAGGACGUACGUUCACCCCCACACUUACGAGGACCCAAAUCAAGCCGUCCGAGAUUUUGCCAAGGAAAUUGAUGCCUCCACUAUACGUAUAGAGAGAGUUAUAGGCGCAGGUGAGUUUGGUGAGGUUUGCAGUGGCCGUCUGAAGCUCCCCAGCAAGAGAGAAAUCUACGUGGCCAUCAAAAGUCUGAAGGCAGGAUACUCUGAGAAGCAAAGACGGGACUUUCUGAGCGAGGCCAGCAUCAUGGGCCAGUUCGACCACCCCAACAUCAUCAGACUGGAGGGAGUCGUUACCAGAUGCAAGCCCGUGAUGAUUAUUACAGAGUACAUGGAGAAUGGAUCGUUGGAUACUUUCCUAAAGAAACACGAUGGGCAGUUCACAGUCAUUCAGCUGGUGGGGAUGAUGCGUGGAAUCGCUUCAGGAAUGAAGUAUCUGUCUGACAUGAGCUACGUUCACCGUGACCUGGCGGCACGCAACAUCCUGGUGAACAGCAACCUGGUGUGCAAAGUGUCCGACUUCGGCCUGUCCAGAGUGUUGGAGGACGACCCUGAAGCUGCGUACACCACACGGGGCGGAAAGAUUCCCAUUCGAUGGACGGCCCCUGAGGCUAUAGCAUACAGGAAGUUCACCUCAGCGAGUGACGUUUGGAGUUACGGCAUCGUCAUGUGGGAGGUGAUCUCAUAUGGAGAGCGGCCUUAUUGGGAGAUGUCUAAUCAAGACGUGAUUAAAGCUAUAGAUGAGGGUUACAGGCUGCCCGCUCCGAUGGACUGUCCCGUCGUCCUCCACCAGCUGAUGUUGGACUGCUGGGAGAAGAGCAGAAGCGAACGGCCCAAAUUUGGGCAGAUCGUCAACACUCUUGACAAACUGAUCCGCAACCCAAACAGCCUGAAAGAGCUCGCUAACAGCUCGGUCUGGGAAGACCCCACCACCCCAGAGUUCAGUGUGAGUACGGUGGAUGAAUGGCUGGACGCCGUCAAUAUGGGCCAGUACAAAGACAACUUUGCCAGCGCAGGCUAUGUUUCUCUAGAUUCCAUACUGUACAUCAGCCUGUGUGAGUUAAGCAAGAUGGGCGUGACUCUGGUCGGGCACCAAAAGAAGAUUCUCUCGGCCGUCCAGAGUUUGCACGCACAGGGGACUCACGUGCAAGUAUAACAAGCCUUCUCCACCGCCUGAGAGCGUACAGACUGAGAGAGUUACCAACUGCUCCCACCGCAGUCCCACCGCAGCUUCACCGUACAGAUCCCACCCUGGAUGUUUCCGCAUACGACCCUUUUGUCAGCACUCUGGCUUCCGUCCACGCACGUCCGAGCUUCCUACAGGCAAAGGGACACACCGAGACCGAUCUACAACCGCUUGACAAGGCCACGGCAAAUCAGAUAUGAAGUAUGGUUAUUAAAAGAAGAACAAUUAUACAAUUCACAACUUGUGUUUCAGUUUCAACAUGUAUUUCAUAUGUGACGUUUUGCAUAUCAGAGGUCGAACUGUUAUUCGUAAAAGGAGGGUUGUUGGGGUUUUUUUUUGUUCUCACAUCCGUGUUUGGGAUAUCAGUCUGUCCUCCUACAUCACUUAUAAGCCACAGUGAAAUAUCAGAUGUUUAUAAUAUAUUUAUUUUGUCGUAAGUGAGGCAGCGUUUGAGCACUGAUGGAUUCAGGUCGCAGUUUCCAGUAUGCAGGCGAAAAGGCGACAGAGGUUUGCGUUCGACCAGCAAAGAUGGCCGGAAACAUCUGCGACGAAAAAGACGACGUACACGGGACGACAAGAUAAGCUGAGAAAUAACCGUUCGUCAUCGCCAUGUUGCUUAUGCAAACAGUGCAAACACACUUCCAGAUGUCUUAAAUAAAAUUGGUAUCCACUGCAAAGUUUGUGCACAUCACAUCCAGUAAAGACAGCUCGGAAAGGUCAUUUUCAUCAUGAAGUGCGCGUGCGCGUGCGCUCUUGUGCACCAUCGUCUUUACGUUUACACUCGUAGUGCGUGACGACUAUUGUACUAUAGUGUAUAAAAUGUACAGUGUUGAUUUAAAAAAGAAGACAAAAGCGAAAAAACACGAGAAAAACUAGAAUGUUUGUAAUGAUGUACUUUUAUUUAGAAUGAAGAGGAGGAAGCGGCCCGUGUGGUGGCGUUAUCACCGUCGUUCGCCGAUGUGCGAUAAUAACUCAUCUCUGGAAUGUAGCAUGGAUCCUAAGCUUCAUCUUUGAUUGACAGGUGACAGUGACUGCAGUUUUUUCACUCAAGUGGUGCCCUUAGCUGCUUGACUUUAGAUGCCUUAUUAACUGUGCAGUUCUCUCUCUCUUUUUUCUCGUCCUCCCCUUAGAAACGAUAUCAUGAAGUAUAAUGUAUAUAGUAUUUAUCAUUGCGUCAUUGAGAAGCCAGGCUCGACGUGUUUACCGUUGUUUUAGUCUGCUGUUUGUGGAAACGCGUAUAGGGACGGAGAGGUUUUCACGACUCUAUUGGACCCAACUAAAUUCCUCAUGCUAACUUUACCGAGACUGAUUUGCUGCACUGUAUAUUUUUGUACUAGUGAGGUUGUUCUGUAAAGUAGAAGUCUACCUGUUUUAUUUAAAUAUAUAUGAGACGUAAAUACAGGAACGGAUGGAAAUGGGAGAUAAUCAUACUUCAGAUCGUGAUUCCCUGACGUCAUUUCACAUUUUGGUUCCUUUUAUGUCAUUGUUUUGAUGCUUCAGCACAGCACUGUAACUCAUCGCAAGACCGCCUCGGAUUCUGUACGUUUUUUUUUUCUUUCACAUUUCCUGCGCUGCUUUUGUGCGAAAAUCUGCGGAAUUUUGCUGAAAGGAAUUGAAUAUGCUAAAAUAUGUUUAUUCAAAAUUCAUUUAAGGGAUUAGGUUAUUUCUAGAUUAAAAAUUCCUGAUGAUUUACUCACCCCCAGGUCAUCUAAGAUGUUCGUGUCUUUUUUUCUUUAGUCGAAAAGAAAUGAAGGUUUUUGAGGAAAACAUUCCAGGAUUUUUCUCCAGAUAGUGGACAUCAAUGGGGAUCAAUGAGUUAAAGGUCCAAAUUGUGGUUUUAAUACAAUCCCAGCUGAGGAAUAAGGGUCUUGGCUAGCGAAACAAUCAUUUUCUAAAUAAAAUAUACAUUUAUAUAAUUUUUAACCACAAAUGCUCAUCUUGCACUAGCUUUGCGAUGUGCGUCUAUGACUUGUGGUUAGUUCUUCGUCUGUGUACUUCAUAUAAAAAAUUUGGUUGGGUAAUAUAAAAAACUCUAAUUUUCUCCUCCAAUGUCAUCCACCAUUGUUAUUUAACAUUUCUUUUUGUGAAAGACGUUUUACUUUUUUUGCAAGUUUCCUUGCGCAGGUCAGAAAGGCCCUGUUGUGCUUAAUACAAAUGUGGUCAUAAAUGAAAAUCAAAACUUUUUGCAGUCACAUCCUCAUUAGGAGACUCUAUGAAAUGUUUUUUUAUGUUUAGUUAUGUUUAGUUCUUAGUGCCACUUAAAUUUAAACUAAUCUGAGGCACGCAAAUAUGGCCAAUAAAAUAAAAUGUUGGUACUUCCACCUACAUCACGCGUGACCUUUCCAACGUGAUUACAGAAUGCGUGAAGUCAAGCUAGUGCAAGAUGAGCAUUUGUGGUUAAAAAUAUAUAUAUAUAUAUAUAUAUAUAUAUACUUUUAUUCAAGAAAAUGAACAAUCAUUUCGCUACACUGUAAAAAAAAAAAAAAAAAAAAAAAACUUAAAACUUGUUUCAACUUAAAAAAGUAAGUGUAUAUUCUGCCUUAAAAUUUUCAGUUUACUCAACUGAAAUAUUCACAUUUCCAUGUAGUACAACUUAAUAUUUCAUGUUGACUAAACUUAAAAUUUUAAGGCAGCAUGAACACUUACUUUUUUAAGUUGAAACUACUUUUUUUUUUUUUUUUAAGUUAUUUCUUUUUUACAGUGUAGUGAAGACCCUUAUUCCUCGCUGGGAUUGUGUAGAGCCCACUGAAAAUGUAAUUUGGACCUUCAGUUUGUUGGCUCCCAUUGAGAAAAACUUGUAAAAAGUUUUCACCAGUUUCAACUUAAAAACUAAAGUUCAGCAGCUGCCUUAAAAUUUUAAGUUGAAUCAACUUAAAACUCCAAAGUAAUUUCGACUACAAUAAAGUGAGUUAAAAUGACUUGUACUUUUAAGUUGAUUUAACUAAAUUUUAAGGCAGCGGCUAAACUUAUGUUUUUAAGUUGAAACUGUUGAAAACUUUUUAGUGUGGAAUGUUUUCCUCAAAAACCUUAAUUUCUUUUCAACUGAAGAAAGAAAGACGUGAACAUGUUGGAUGACAGGGGUGAGUAAAUUAUCAGGAAGUAAAAAAAAAGUCAGAAUUCUGUGGCCGCAGAUUCCAUGUGGGUUUAAUUACGCACACAUAACCACAGUUCCUUUCAUCAAUUUUUAGGGAAAAUCCAUCAUCAUCUGUUAUUAGAAGAUGUUUAACUGAAUACCUUUCAUAAAAUGUGAAUAAAAUGUGAACAUAUUUAGUUCCCUUAAUUAAAUGGCAUAAGCAGCAUACGUUUAAAAAUAUAAGUCAUACUGAUAAAUGCAAGGAUCACUUAUAACUAUUGCACUUUUCUUUAGUUUUUUUUUUUACCCCAUGCAUAUUUUAAUGAGAGAGAGAGAGAGAAAAACACUCCCUUAAACCAGUGAUUAUGCAUUUAGAUGAAUUUUGUUCUGUCCUGAGAUUGUUAAUGAACUAAAUCUGAGAUUUCAAUAUAAAAGUAAUUGCAGAAGGCCAGAAACCCAUCCAUUUUUAUGCUCAUUUUUUUCAAUCCAAAAUUAAAUCCAUUCAACUCUGUCUAGGGAGGCAAUAUGCUGAUGUGGCAAAAUUGCAUUGAAAUAAUAAAAACAUAAUGAUGAUGGUGAUGGUGAUGGUGAUGAUAAUGGCAAAAUUAAUGACUAUUAAUAAAACAUAAGCUCCGGUUUUUACUACUGCAACAUAAACUUUCCAGUUUUGCAAAAAAGAAUUCUAUCUAUAUAUCUGUUCACCAAAUGAAUCAAAGCAGGUGUGUGACUAAACAGUGUUAGUGGCAGGAUGUGGAAUGUUGUUAAUAUGAUAGAAGAUGAUAGAUGAAUCUUGCUUAUAAAUUGUCUAUCGAGUUGUUGUCUUUUGUUCCGCCCCGGCUCUGUACAUGUGUUUGGGCUGAUCCUUUGUGAAUGAUCUCUGUUCUUUUGUAAGCUAUGUGCCCAUCUCUCCACACACUGCAGGUUUCUAUGAGCUCGCAAAAAAGGGUGUACGCAUUGAGAUUCUUCAUGUCGCUGUAAUAAAUGCUAAUAUUUUUAAUUUCUCA